AUGAAGAAACCUCUCAACAUGAGGAAAAUUGCUUCCCGCUGCGUUCCACAUCGACUAACCGAAGUACAGAAAUGGCACCGGUAUGCACUGGCUGGCACCCAGUUGGAAAGAUACCGCAAUGAAGGAGACGCAUUUCUGCAGCGUAUUGUCGCCAUUGAUGAGACAUGGCCACGAGCCUAUGAGCCUGAAUUAAAGCGUCAAUCAAAUGAAUGGCGUCACCAAGGUACGCCACGUCCACAGAAAUUUCGACAGGAACCCAGUCGGGUGAAGGUUAUGCUGAUUAUGGCAUACGACUGGGACGGUGUCAUUCUUACACAUGCUGCACCUGAAGAACAAACUGUCAACGCAGAUUACUAUUCCCGAUUUCUACAGCAAUAUCUGCAUCCGGCUAUGCGGCGCAAACGUCCACGUUUAUUGCACAACAAUCUCCCUAUCGUAUUGCAUGACAACGCUCGUUGCCAUAUCGAAGACGUCACUCUCCUUUUGCGAUGGGCAGGGGGAAAUCUUAGAACCCUCCCUACUCACCCAACAUGA
This is a messenger RNA of Stegodyphus dumicola, 534 nucleotides long. RefSeq names its product histone-lysine N-methyltransferase SETMAR-like. NCBI's taxonomy places the organism in Eukaryota, Metazoa, Arthropoda, Arachnida, Araneae, Eresidae. The record is from RefSeq and is a predicted model, not a curated record.